Messenger RNA from Anopheles arabiensis, 1020 nucleotides. Its product is annotated as signaling mucin HKR1-like. Lineage: Eukaryota; Metazoa; Arthropoda; Insecta; Diptera; Culicidae. The transcript has 4 exons. Bases 78 to 827 code for a protein of 249 amino acids. The record is from RefSeq and is a predicted model, not a curated record.
UUCAUUUUUAUCAGAAAGCAAUCAACUGCAAGUAUUAGAACAGCUGCUCCAACAGUCUCCAAACCACACACAACAAAAUGUUUGCCAAGUUGUUCAUCGUCGCCCUUGUCGUUGUCUGCGCUUCGGCUGGAUAUCCACUUCCUAGAGGCCGCUCUCUUGAGUUCCCGGUGGCCUACACUGCAGGUGCUGUGUCCCCCGUUGCCUACAGCGCCCCAGUUGCCUCGUACUCGACCUAUUCCGGCUCUCCAGUUACCUACUCGACGUACUCCGGCAGCCCCCUAGCCUAUAGUGCCUACAGUGCCCCAGCGCUGCGAUCUUCAUUCUAUUACAGAAGGGUUGAGUUGUUGGUGUGGGUGUGUGUUGUGGAUUGGUAUAAAAACCAUCCUCAACUCCAACAGUGGCAUCAGUCGCUUCCAAGCAAUCUAACAAACAAACCUUCCAAGCCUUUCGAACGUCAGAGUUCUCCACAAAACCCAACAAGCAUCAUGUCUGCCAAAAUUGUGAUCUGCCUGGCUGUGUGCGUGUUCGGUACUGCUUCGGCUGGUGUUUUCCCAGUGGCAGCUCCACUGGCUGCGGCAGGAGUCGUCGCACCGUACGCCACCUCCUACAACGCACACACCGUCAACCAUGCGGUAGCGGCUCCGGUCGUUGCGGCUGCUCCGGCCGUCGUUGCUGCCCCGGCGGCACGCUUCGUUGCUCCGGCAGCUCCUGCUCUGGCCUACACUGCCGCUGGACUGCCAGCCUACAGUGCUUACACUGCCGCCGGUCUGCCAGCCCUCAGCGCCUACUCGGCCUACACUGGACUGCCCGCUCCGUACGUGUUCUAAGGCACGCGUUGAAGCAGAAACACAUUGGCAUUGACUGAACAUUGGGGUUCUGUCGAGACGAUGCUGAUCGUUCGUAUGGUCGCCACCUUCCUGCAUCUAGGAUCUUUUGUACAUAUCGUUCUUUCCGCUUAACUCAAUUCUUGUCACAAUCAAAAUACAACACCUUUUAAGAAGGAAUGUUCCUAAAAAUGGA